AGGAACGUUUGUCAAACUAUAGUGUGAGGAAAAGGGGGGAGGAAGGCCUUGUACGGUUCUACCUGCCUGAGUAUAGCACAGGAAUGGAAGGUGUUAGAGAAAGUAGGUAUAACUUAAAAAGUAAUUCGUCAGUUUUCAAAGAUGAAUUCUAAUUUGAAUGACCAAAAUUUCAUACUAACUCGUAAAGAUGAGAGAGAGGUCUACCAGUGACUUGUAAACUUGAUAAAGGAAUAAAACGGUGUUGGCUCGAGGUUCACGGCCGUUCUGGUGAUAAUACACGGUAAGAAGUGGAAUUAAGCCUGACCUAUGAUUCAGGUAAAACGAAGCUUUCAGAGCAGGUUAUUAGAAAAAUAUUUUCCUUCAUUUUAUAACGAUGUGCGUGUUAUUCACAUUAUGUACGGGUAAUAAUUGUGGUAAGUCUAGAGACAGAAACUUUUAUCAAAAUUUCCUAACUACAGCUAGUUAAGCCCAUCUCUACUGUUUUGUAGAUGAAAUGUACUUACGUGGACAAUUUUUUUUUUAUUGGAUUAUUUGAAAAACUGUGUAAUGCUAGUAGUUUUCCCGUGACAAGUCAGCGCGUGCAACUUCCAACUAAAGAAGACAGAUCGAUGAAAAAAAGAAGAGAAUAGGCAAGUUACUAAGUAAGAAACUUAAACCAUUCGAAGUUUUGCCCAAAUUUUAUAACUAGUAAUACGGAAAAGUGUGACUGUUUUACUGGCGGUAGUUGCUAUGUGAUUUAGUCAAACCCACCAGCGUUACGUGGUGCAUACUUACAAUAGAACAUUCAAUAUUUUGUUGAACGCCAGCCAUGGGAUCAACUGUAGGUAAAGGAGUGUCUUUGUUAGAAAACUUACCCCCUAAUCAGUCUUUACACGUUGUGAUGCUAGGUUUAGACUCUGCGGGUAAAACUACGGUAUUGUAUCGUUUGAAGUUUGACCAGUAUCUAAAUACUGUUCCAACGAUCGGAUUCAAUUGUGAGAAAAUAAAAGGAACAACGGGUAAAGCUAAAGGAACUAGUUUUUUAAUUUGGGAUGUCGGAGGCCAGGAUAAAUUACGGCCUUUGUGGCGGUCUUACACGAGGUGUACUGAUGGAAUUGUGUUUGUGUUAGACAGUGUGGAUGUUGAAAGACUAGAAGAAGCAAGGAUGGAGCUGUUUCGCACUGCAAGAAGUCCAGAAAAUUCCGGUGUACCUAUUUUAGUUUUAGCCAAUAAGCAAGACCUACCUGCAGCCAAAGACCCUAGUGACAUUGAAAGACUGUUGGGGUUAAAUGAUCUCGGGCCCAAUCAUUUGUGGCAUGUUCAGCCUGCGUGUGCAAUUAUUGGAGAAGGUCUGGAUGAAGGGUUAGAUGCUUUGUACGAAAUGAUUUUGAAACGUAGGAGACUCUUAAAACAAUCCAAGAAAAAAGCAAGAUAGGCUUGUAAUUCCUUAUUCUAGUGUUAAAAUUUAACUUCAUGGCAAGUACUUGAAGUGUUAUAAUGUUCUCUGACUUCGAAGCUUCAAUCUGUCAUCUGAAUCGUUGAAAGUUUGAUCCUAGAAGUGUUUAGAGUCUUAAACUACAGUUAUUGUUUCGAGUAUUUACUUCGCAAUACUUUAAUUUGGCUUUUAAGUCUAAUGCAAAGUAACAAGCCUAAUUUGUAUGGUAUACAGAGCCAAAAUAGGCCAACAAACUCCGUUUUUAGGUAGUUACCAAAGGUGAUGAAACAUCACAGUUGAGGGAACCAUUUUAUUUCUUUAAUGUUAAAAUAUGGAACGUUAAUUUAAAUAUACUGGUGAUAUUUUAACUAAACGCACGGCUACCUUCAGAUUUUACAACAGCAUUAAUUUUUUUCAUGAACGUUUCGACUUUCACUUCCGUGAAAAUGAUUCAAACGUACUUCAAUGAAAGUUAAUCUGUUCUAAAUUCUAAGUUUAGUCAUUUGUUGUUUUUUUUUACAGUUAUUUCUAGUCUUAAUAUUCCUUCAAUGUCAUUUUUGUAAGUGGGUAAUUUUAAGUAAAUAAAUAACAGAGUUAACGGUAUUUUUUCACUAUGUAAUAAGAUUUUUUAUGACGGCAUAUACAGUGCAGAAAGCAGAGAUAAAUAAGACUGUGUAACUGUAAGGUGAAAGGGACAUUUAAUUUAUACAUGUUUCAUGACACUAGUAUUGAUUGAAACUGUUAUAUAGACCAACACCCUAAAACAAGGCUACAGUUUGUUUGUUUUUUCUCCUUUUUUGUCAGGUCAUAAAUUUUGCAAGUUACCACUUGGAUCGGACAUAAUUAGAAUUUUAUCGAACACAAAAUAAAAUGUUACAAAAAAAUUUUGAAUUUAAAAGAUAAAGUAUGGCACUACGUCGCUAACCCUAUUAGUAUCGCAUGUGAAACUUAAGUAAAAAUAAUCAUUCUCACUAUAUAAUAUAUUUGUAACAGUUUUAACCCAAAUAUAUAUAUUUGAUCAUUUUGUAACGUCAUGUAGUGUAAUUCACAAAAACUUUCAUUUCUGCGCAGCUCCGACGAGUUUCUCCUUCUGAACAGCACAGUUAUCGAUUUGAAUUUUCUGUACAUUCCAGAUUAUAGCUUCUAAGGUUUAUAUUUUUUAAUGAGCUAAUCAUCCAAAAUAGAAAAUUUGUUUAGAAGAGUAAGGAAGAAACCAUAAAUCUGUGAAUUUUUUUUAUAGUUUCUUUAUACUUACUUUUCUUCGUAUACUUAAAAAUAUAUUUUACAAUUUUCCCGAUAAGACAGAUAAUUUGGUUGAACUUGGUAGGACAUACUCGAAAUUUCGUCAGACAUUUUCCAAUGUCCUAUAGUUAUUUUACAGCUUUGUUUGUUUUUAAUACUAAAAAUUAAUUUUUGUAGACCUGUAAGUCAUUUAUCACCUUUACAAUGAUAAGUUAAUACUCAUUUGACUAUAAAGUUACAUUUUAAAAACCUUCCGUUGUGCUAAUGUAAACCAAAAGGUUUCCAUAAUUUAUUGAUUACUUAGUGAAAGAAAGCCUGUUAAUUAUGUCCUAUUUAUUUAUUUCUAGUCUUAUGGUGAUGUUUCAUAACUUUGGUACCUUCAAAAUACGUCAUUAUAGUUAUAAAAGGAGAGAGUAACUAGUGUUAGAAACGUAUUAUUGUAAAUACAAGUGUUUUAGAGUUUUAUAUGCUUACUGAAUUAUUGCACUCGUUAUAUAAAAAAUGGAGCUACAAACUGGAGAUGUGAAUCGUUAUUUUGGUUCUCAAGUCUUGUUUACACUUGAAUUAAUUUCAAAGGUGUACAACUUGAACUUGACCGAAACGUUGAACAAACAAGGGAAAAAUCGAGUUUAUAGUGGCUUCGCUGUUGUAUUAAUAGCUUCAGUUCUUUACACAAACAGUUCUAUUUUACUGACACGUGGUUACCGCGUUUUUUGUUGUUGUUUAUUCGGCUAUUUUUCAGAGACUGGAAAAUUCAGCGGCCACUCAGAAAACAGGAGGUUGUCUGAUUAAUUGGAUGGGGGAGGGGGGGCUAACUGUGUUAUAAUCUAUACCUAUCUGUGUGUUGGCCUUACGACAAACCUGAAAAGAAACUAAUAUUGAAUGUACAUUAUAGUCAUGCUUCUUUAGGCUUCAAACCCGUUAUGGUCCUCCACCAACAGUAUCACGCUUUUGAAAUACGGUGAGCAUUUGGUAAAAACAUACCUCUUGGUUAACUCCAUGAUAGAUGUAUUCCGCCAAGCUUUUAAGCUUAUUCCAAAGCUGUUGACAAAUCAAAAGAUUAUGCUUCGUCCAGAGAGGAGUGGACAAAUAAAUUUGCAAUAAUUGAUAUAAUAUUGCCUUUAAUAAUAUCAUGCUGAUGUGUUAAAAAUCUGGUUGGUUUAUUGUUGUUAAAAUUGUGAAAGCAUAAGGUUUACACGACAUACAGCCCACGUGUUUAAAUCGUGCUCUUUGGUUGUGAACGUGUUAAAACUAAAAGAUAAAUUGACUUGUAAUGUACCGCAAAAAAAGGUUUUUAAGUUAUCUUAUGUGACUGAGGGGAGGGGGUCAGUAUCAUUCACACAAACGUUUAUUUUCCAUUAGUUAAAGGACUGCACAUUUUUAGACUGAGUAAUUUAUAAGUAGUUUAAUAUGUCGUAACAUCUCUAUAUGAAGAAGAAAAAAAAUCACGCAGAGAGUUGUUUAAAUUCUAACACCUUUUACAAGAGUUUUGAUAUUGUCCAGAGUUACUUUAGCAAUCUCUUAAUACGUAAUCUUUUUUUGUAAUUUGUUAUGAGUGGAAAGCUUAGAUUUGGUCAGAUAAUUGUUCUCUAUUCUAAUUUAUGUUAAUUCCUAAAUUAUUUGACUUGUCAUUGUAAAUUAUGUUGAUAACUAUUAAAGAUCUGAGUAUUAAA
Messenger RNA from Limulus polyphemus (Atlantic horseshoe crab), 4329 nucleotides. RefSeq names its product ADP-ribosylation factor-like protein 4C. The record is from RefSeq and is a predicted model, not a curated record. The coding region runs from base 809 to 1414 and encodes 201 amino acids. Gene Ontology annotation, cellular component: cytoplasm. Lineage: Eukaryota; Metazoa; Arthropoda; Merostomata; Xiphosura; Limulidae. The transcript has a single exon. Gene Ontology annotation, biological process: intracellular protein transport; vesicle-mediated transport. Gene Ontology annotation, molecular function: GTPase activity; GTP binding.